Meloidogyne enterolobii is the source of this 579-nucleotide messenger RNA. The record is from the annotation of a GenBank genome assembly. NCBI's taxonomy places the organism in Eukaryota, Metazoa, Nematoda, Chromadorea, Rhabditida, Meloidogynidae.
AUGGAAGAACUACAAAAUUUUAAUUUUACUCACUUAUAUGAAAAACUAAAAAUGAGUGACAACGAUUUCGAUGCAUGGCUAGAAGAACUGGGACUUCUUCACGCAAAGAAAACAUGUAAACAGUGCGGGGGUAGAACAACACUUAAAGUCGAAAAUCGUCAUUGUAGAUAUACAGCUUGGCGCUGCACAACUAAAAAUUGUCGAGUAUCUUCGGGUUAUUUGUGUGGGACAUUCUUCGAGCGGAGACAUUUAACAACAAAACAAGUAUUUGAACUAGCUUAUUAUUGGGCUCAACAGUUUGGGACAAUUAAAGAAAUUGGAUUUCAAACUAAAAUUAGUCAGUCUGCAAUAAUUGGAAUGUUUGACAAAUUUCGGGAUGUUUGUGUAAAAUAUUUAGAAGAAAAUCCAAUUAAAAUUGAAGAAGGUAUUAUUGAUAGAAAACCAGACAACAGACGAAGGGAUAAUUACAAAUAUCAACAAGAACUUAUUUGGCGGACUCAAUUUGGUGAUAUUCGUAAUGUUUUCUAUUAUUUGUGGAAACAAAUUUCAAUAUUUUAUCCUUGUGAACGAAACGAAUAA